AAAAACUUGACUAAAAAUAGAUUAGAAGUCCUCCACUUCAACCUAUAAAUACGUAUUCCUAUGACAGUGCAUCUCAAAACACAAACACGAGCUGUAAGAGCGACAACUUUAAAAAAUCAACAAUAUAAUAAGGAAUUGAAACAGGCAGGAAAGAAGACGAAAGAACUUCUUCACAGUUACACCUUUGAACGUGUAAAAAUGCAUCUUCUCGGUGGGAUAAAAUUCAUAAUGGUGUCAGCAAUGUUGCUGCUGUCGCUUUUAACCGACACAAGUGCUCGCCAGUUUAAUGCUUGUCGGGAAAAUGCAAGAACGGGCACGUGCGAUGACGUCAAAAUGAGAAGUAUAGGACCAUAUAAAUAUGAGAUAGGUCUAUGUAAGGGAAUCUACGGUGGACAGUGUCUUCGGUUACCGGAUAAGAAAUGUUCCUGCUUAGGAAAGAAAGUAUAAGAAACAAAAUGACCAUGUUUUUUCCCUUUUUUUAUACAAUUUUGCACAUUCGUAAAAAGCUUAUAGACUGAAAAAGAAGGAAUGUAUGAUUUUUAUACUUAUCACACUUAUGAUUGAAAGCUUAUC
Ruditapes philippinarum (Manila clam) is the source of this 573-nucleotide messenger RNA. RefSeq lists its product as uncharacterized. The record is from RefSeq and is a predicted model, not a curated record. The transcript has 2 exons. The coding region runs from base 61 to 447 and encodes 128 amino acids. NCBI's taxonomy places the organism in Eukaryota, Metazoa, Mollusca, Bivalvia, Venerida, Veneridae.